Molecule: messenger RNA, 3993 nt
Organism: Zingiber officinale
Lineage: Eukaryota; Viridiplantae; Streptophyta; Magnoliopsida; Zingiberales; Zingiberaceae
Product: kinesin-like protein KIN-7J
Exons: 15
Coding region: 919-3834 (971 amino acids)
Biological process (GO): microtubule-based movement
Molecular function (GO): microtubule binding; ATP binding; microtubule motor activity
Source: RefSeq, a predicted model, not a curated record
UAAUAUAAGCCUAUCUGUAGUCGUAUUUAUUGAAGCAUAUAAAAUUGUACGGGGCAGGAGAGGAAGGUGAAAGAAUUAAAAGCGAGAUUGGAGAAUCAUGCAUGCAUUGAGGAGGAAGAAGCGUUUUCACUUCAUCUAUGAGCUUUUUUCAGCGACUAACUCGUGGAGAUUUGAUGGCUUUUUAGGGUUUGAUUAGAGACUUUGCUUGUGAGAAGCAAAAAGAUGAGAUUCUGCAAUUCUGUCUUUUCCGAUCGAAUUUGUGCUAAAGAAAAAGGAUCAAAGAGAAAGGAGGAGAUCAUGCAACUGCAUUGAAUUUUACCAUGGAGAAGGCAAGUAUAUAGUGCUUUUUGUUGAGCUCUUUUGACAAGUGAUCCAAGAGAUCACAGCAAUGGCAGAACAAUUAUUGCAAGAAGAUUAAUAAUUAAUUAGAAAAUAAAUUAUUUCAAUGUGAUAUUAUUAAUAAUCUUAUCGGAUAUGAAGCUAUCCAAGCAACCAUCUUCUACGAUUCUCUUUGCCACGUGGAACUGGAAUCUAUCGAUGGCGAAUCUAGUCGAGUCUGCCCGAUCCUCGAUGUCUCAGAGGAGCUUGUUUUGGGAGGUAGUUUCCGACUCAUUCAGCCAAGCCAUGGAAAAGGGUUGGCUGAGAUGGAGCUAUUCUCGGAGAAUGCUUCGCUUGGAACGACGCCUAUCGAACCGAAGGAGCGCAAAGGAGCUUCUUUUAGGAGUUUGGAUGGCGAUCCUCGGGCUCUUGCAAUAUGCCCGGAAACUGCUCGAUCAAUUGCCCCAUAAAUUUCCUCCCGAUUCUCACCCUUUUCUCUCAUUACUCCGGCGCCUUAUGUCACUUCCACCGGCACAUUAGUCGAAGAGUCUCGUAUCGGAGGGGAGAUUGCAGAAGAGACAGCGAGAGGCAGACGAAGAAAUGGCACAAGUGGGGAAGGAUGAGAGGAUACUGGUUUCAGUGAGGAUGCGACCGCUGAAUGCUAAGGAGAUUGCGGGAAAUGACCCCUCUGAUUGGGAUUGCCUCAACACCACCACCAUCGUGUUUAAGAGCAGCGGCCAGGAGCGGGCUUUGUAUCCUACAUCCUACACAUUUGACAAAGCAUUUGGUUAUGACUGCACUACACAACAAGUCUAUGUUGAAGGAGCUAAAGAUGUUGCUUUAUCAGUUGUCAAUGGAAUUAAUGCAAGCAUCUUUGCUUAUGGACAAACGAGUAGUGGAAAAACAUACACAAUGACUGGGAUAACUGAUUGUGCUAUCGAGGACAUAUAUGACUAUAUAAAGAAGCACAAGGAAAGAGAUUUUGUUCUAAAAUUUUCUGCUAUGGAGAUAUACAAUGAAGCAGUAAGAGAUCUGUUGAGUAGUGAUAGUGCCCCUCUCAGGCUUCUUGAUGAUGCAGAGAGAGGGACAGUUGUUGAAAAACUUACUGAGGAAACUGUGAGCGACCAAAUGCAUCUCAAGGAACUUCUUUCAUUUUGUGAAGCACAAAGACAGGUUGGAGAGACCUCAUUAAAUGAAACAAGUUCUCGAUCUCAUCAGAUACUGAGACUGACAAUUGAGAGUACGCCUCACAUGUUCGUGGGUAAGGGGAAUUCAAGUACUCUUCUAGCUGCUGUGAACUUUGUUGAUUUAGCAGGAAGUGAACGUUCAUCUCAAAUAUCAUCUAGUGGUGUUCGUGUAAAAGAAGGUUGCCACAUCAAUAGAAGUUUGCUUACCCUUGGAAAAGUUAUCCGGCAACUAAGUAAAGGAAGGAAUGGGCAUAUUCCAUAUCGGGAUUCCAAACUAACACGCAUAUUACAACCUUUCUUAGGAGGUAAUGCAAGAACUGCUAUUAUUUGCACAAUGAGCCCUGCUCGAAGCCAUGUUGAACAGUCCAGGAAUACUCUGUCAUUUGCAAUAUGUGCAAAACAAGUAGUUACCAAUGCCCGAGUCAAUUUGGUGAUGUCUGAUAAGCAAAUGGUAAAACUAUUAAAACUAGAGCUUGCUAGAUUGGAAAAUGAACUGAGACAAAGAGGAUUUGCAACCUGCACAAAUCAUUCUGAUGUCCUGAAAAAUCAAGAUGCUCAAAUUAGAAAGAUGGAACAAGAAAUCAAGGAGUUGAUGUAUGAAAGAGAUUUUUCUCAGUCUCGAUUACAAGAUUUGCUCAGAUUUGUAGGAGAGCCAAGGCAAUGGGAUCAAUUCAGUCAGUCUGAGAUGUCACUCGCAAACAGUGAAUAUGAAGAUACAUACUCAAUUUCUGGUGCAUCUGGUAUUACAUACCAAAUUCCAGAUUUUGACUCUACAGCACUUGAUACACCAGAGGAAAUGGAUGGUUACAACAGGAUGCGCCUUGAGCUUCUUGAUAAAAUGAACCCAUCUAGAUGCUCAAUCAGCAGUGAGGCCAUAUAUGAAGACCAGUGCAAGGAGGUUCAGUGCAUUGAGAUACAUGAUAUGAGCAUAAGUGGGCAAUCUAAUCUUCUAUCAAACGAAAAUGUCACUGAUGUGUGCAAACUUCAAAAUCCUUCAUUGCAAUGUGAUGAAGAUAUACCCUGCGCUACUGCAAUGGAACAAUCAAUUAAUAUUACAACUAAGACAAAUGGCAAUAGUGACAUGCCAAAUACUGAGGGAUCAUUUCCAUCACCUUGGGUGCCAGAAACUAUGCAUUCUAAAGUGUCAGUACUAACUAGAAGUAGAAGUUGCAUUGCUAGUCUGAUGAAUGAUUCAGUCUUAGCUUGGCUUGAAAAUGUUCAUCAAGCUAAUAAGACAGAGCCCUAUAUAUUUAAAAAGAUUCCUAGUGCACAACCUGAAUGUUCAGAGAGAAGAACUGAAGAUGCAGUGCUUUCUGUUAGUGUAUACCAGGACAUCCAAAGAUUCACUUCCGUUGACGUGAUCGAAAUUGAGGAUACCAAAACAAUUCCUCAAGAUUCUGAUUGUAAUGAUCAUGCUUCUCCAGAAUUGAAUGUAGCGGAGAAGAGUCAGAAUCAGAGACUACUCCAAGAUGAGACCCAUAACCAGGAACUACUACUCACCUCCGCUGACAUGAUCAACAUUGAGGAUAUCAAAACAAUUCAUCAAGAUGUUGAUGUUGAUGACCAUGCCUGUACAACUUCUUCAAUGUCGAAUAUGAUGGAGAGUCAAAACCAUAAACUUCUUCAGGAGUUUCAGGAUAACCAGGAACUGCUCCAACUCCCUUUUAACCAGUGUGCUCAACAGACUGUUAAAGAAGACAAUGAGGUUCAUAGGAACAUUGAGGAUGUAAGUCUGGAUCCCGUGCAAAAAUCCUUGGGGACUUCAUGGCCAUUGGAAUUUGAGAAAAAACGUCGUGAGAUAAUUGAACUCUGGCAAGCAUACAAUGUAUCCUUGAUCCACAGAACUUGCUUUUUCUUGCUAUUUAAAGGUGAUCAAUCCGAUGCCUUCUAUAUGGAAGUUGAACGCAGAAGGUUGUCCUUCUUAGGAACCAUUUCCUGUGGCAAGGCUGGUGAGGUAUUGGUCAAAGAUGUUCACGAAUUCAGACCUUCUACAAGUUUGAGAUAUCUUUGUCGCGAGAGAGAAAGGUUGUGCAGGGAGAUGAAGAAGAAACUUCAGACAGUGGAGAGGAAGAAGCUUUUUGCUGAAUGGGGGAUUGCUUUAAACUCCAAGAAAAGGAGUUUUCAACUCACUCAACGCUUGUGGGCAAGAACCGAUAUCGAACAUGUAAGAGCCAGUGCAUCUCUUGUGGCUAAGUUGAUCGGAUUCGUAGAAAAAGGAGAGGGCGUAAAGGAGAUGUUUAUACUCAGCUUCAUACCACAGAAGACUAGGAAGAGAUCCUUUGGCCAGCGCUACCUUGGGUGUGGGAUGCCUCCCUUCAUGUUGAUUUAAGUGAAAAUUAUGUCUGCCCUGUAAUCACAACAACUAAUUUGUGGAAUUUCUGAUUCUUCAUGGUUUGUAAUCUUUUCUAUUUGUAAUUGAUAACAAAUGCAACUUGUGUAUCUAGAGAUACUUCUGGUUGGAAUCAAAGUAUUUUUCUUUUCUUGUUGU